AUGAAUUUUUCACAGGUUAAAAUGCUACUAACAUUAUUUAUCCUGUCAUCAAUAGUCCAAAUUUUAAAUUCAGAAUACAUCCCUCCUGGACCGAAAUAUACAUGUCCGAAAGAGACAGAAAAGCACUUACUCUACCCAUGUGUGUGUGAAAAAGGGACGGAUAAUGGAUUGUUUAUUCGGUGCUCAAAUGCUGGUUUAGCUGUUAUGAGUGUUGGUCUGGGAAAUUUGGCUGGAUUAGGUUUUCCAAUUGAACAACUAGUGUUAGAAGAAUGUAAAAUAUCGAAUCUUUUCGGGCCCCUACUCCAUAGAUCGUCAGUUCGAAUCCUGUACAUAAAAGAUACGCCCCUCAAGACCAUAGAUGAGUAUGCCUUCGCGGGGGUAAAUAGGACGCUACAGGAAUUGUACUUGCAGAACACAGUCAUUGAAGAAUUCCCUAAAAAUGCCUUUCAGAUCCUAGGCAACUUAUCAGUGCUAUCAAUAGACGGACACAGAAUUAAGUCUCUCGGCAAAGACAUCUUCGCCGGCAGUCUCGCGGCGGGGAAGUUGGAGAAGGUUCAUCUUGCUAAUGGAUUGAUAUCUGACAUUUCACCAGAUGCUUUCCAAAACUUAAAGAAGCUACGUACUUUAGACUUACACGGCAACCGCUUGGUUUCGUUGAAGAGGAGUCAGUUCAAAGGAUUAAGAGAGACGGAAGUGUUAGACUUAAGUUACAAUAACCUAACAAAAUUGGACGGCAGUCACAUAGGAGACCUGACUAAGCUAGGAUGGUGCAACGCAAGUCAUAAUAAUUUACCAGAUAUCCCCAGAGGUAUGUUCGCAAGAAACACGUUGAUAAAAGUAGUGCACUUGGACAACAAUAAAAUCAAGAAGUUGGAUACGAACAGCUUUCGGGGAAUGAGAUUUUUAAGGCGCCUGUACCUUCAAGACAACCAGAUAUCGGACGUGGGCCAUGGGACAUUUUCCGCCGUCACACGGAUCGGGACUAUCGACUUGGCGAGAAACCUGAUCACUAAAGUAGACUACCAAAUGUUUCAGCAAGUUAAAUACGCUGAGAUAGUAAAUCUAGCAGAAAACAAGAUAAAACUUAUAGAAAAGCAGGCUUUCACCGACCUGUAUCUCGCGACCGUGAAUAUAUCUCACAAUGAACUGUCGAGCAUCGAACCUGGAGCGUUCCAGAACUGCAACAACAUGACCCUGCUGGACCUCAGUUACAAUAAUCUUACGGAAAUACAUCGGCAAGCAUUCGACGAGAACACAUAUGCGUCGGAGUUCCAGGUUUCAUAUAACUUCUUUACGGAUUUGGGACAGAUCCCAAUCCAAAAUAUGACGGGCAUCCGCGUGCUCAACGCGUCCCACAACGCGAUUGAGAUAAUCCCAAAGUUGGCGUUUCCCAAACUGUAUGAGCUUCACACCGUGGACGUGUCUCACAACAACUUGACGGAGAUAUCCAACGCUGUCUUCCAGAAUUUGUUCUCGUUACGAUACCUCAACAUUAGUCACAACUCCCUCGAACAAAUAAAGCCGGCGACUUUCGGAACAAUACCCACAGUGCUCGAGCUCGAUCUGUCGCACAACAAGUUGCUCGACGUGUCGAGGGGAUCCUUAGCUAAGUUGGCUAGUUGUCGUUCACUCGACAUCAGUCAUAAUUUCUUGGAGAAAAUAUUCCAGAUCCCUAUCAGUUUGGGCGAACUAAACAUGGCGUACAACAAUUUGAGCGAAAUCCGAAUUAACACUUGGCCGGUUAUGAACGCACUACUCCGUCUCAACUUGUCCCACAACAUGUUAGGCGACCGGUUGACCCAUGAUUCGUUUCCUGGUCUCUUAACGCUCCAGUCGCUAGAUCUAUCGGCCAACGGGUUGACUAGAUCGCCGUGGGAGGCGCUCAAUACUAUGACGAGUUUGCAAUAUCUUUAUUUGCAACACAACGAACUAACUUCCCUAUCAAAGGCCGCGUUUGGUAACCUCCCUACAACAUUCCAACUCGACUUGUCGUACAACAAGUUGGCCAACAUCGAACAGCGCUCGUUUGCCGGGAUGCAGCAGUUGCUGGAUUUGUCGUUGCGUGGUAAUCUCUUAGAGAAAAUACCGAAUGAGGCGUUCAAGGGACUUGUUGCCUUAAGAAAACUGGACUUGUCAUACAAUAGUUUGGAGAAAAUCGACAACAAAACGAACGGCUUAUUAGAUGACUGCUUGUCGCUUGAGAUGGUGAAUUUAAGCCAUAAUCGCAUUGGCUUCCUCACGAAGAAGAUGUUCCCCGCCAACCCCUGGAUACCAUACAGACUGAUGGAAAUCGACCUGAGUUACAACGAGAUACCGGUCGUCACGUUCGACUUGACGAUAGGCUCGAAGAAAGUGAGGAAGCUCAAUUUAGCCGGAAAUCACAUCAAUGACAUUAGAAGUAACGUGUUGGGGAAUCUGACUUCCUUGGAGGUUCUCGAUCUAUCCAAUAAUGAUAUCAAAGAUUUGGUGUCCAGGACUGCGGAAUCGAAACUGCAACUACCGGAAAACUUGACGCAUCUCUACGUCCAGAACAACUCGCUGGAAGUUCUGCCCAUAGACAAUAUUGUUAAGUCGAAACGCUUGAAAGUACUUGACGUCCGCCAUAAUGUGCUCACGAGUUUUUACCCAGAGCUGAUGAAGAAGAUUAUGGAACAAGGGUUGGAAGUUUAUUUUGAAGACAACAAAUUAAAAUGUGACUGUUUCACGCGGCCAUUGAAGCACUACUUAAACAAAUUACCAAAAUCGUCGCUAACUAAAGAUACUAAAUACAAUAAUAUAAGUUGCGCGGAGCCGCCAUCUCUGGUGGACGCAAACUUUAUGAGUGUAGACGAGGAGAGAUUAUUGUGCGCUGGCAACAUCGAACUGCAGGAGAAAAUGAAGGAAUAUGGCAACAACGAGUACAUGUUCACCAGCGAACCGGACUUGGCUUUCAGGGAUAUACAAUACUCUCAACCGUCAAUAUACGUUCAUUGGUUCAUCCUAAGCGCGGAAGAUGUCGCCGACUUCUACCUCUUCAUACGGGAUCAAAACAACACCCUGUACUAUACCAACGACGUCGCGUACAACCUCCGCUCCCUGACAGUUCCUGUCAGUGACAACUUCAAAACGUCACUUCUCAGCGGCGGGAAACUUGACAUCUGCAUCCAGGCUAAAACGUCAAGCGGUUUCGCGCGCAAAUGGUUCGACAGCCAGUGUCAGAGCGUGCCUUCGAAUUUCGAAUCGUGGCCGAAGAAGUUGAACGUGGAUAAAAGGAGGUUGAGCAAGAAGAAGGUCCGUUAUAGUUUCUUCUCGAACAACGUGCUGGGCUUGGUCAGCGAUUCGAUUUUGAUUACUCUGUGUAUAUUCUUGGGCGUUUGCUUUAGACGAAUGGCGGAUCUUGAAUUAUGA
This is a messenger RNA of Leptosia nina, 3387 nucleotides long. NCBI's taxonomy places the organism in Eukaryota, Metazoa, Arthropoda, Insecta, Lepidoptera, Pieridae. The record is from the annotation of a GenBank genome assembly.